Drosophila eugracilis is the source of this 1337-nucleotide messenger RNA. RefSeq lists its product as uncharacterized. The record is from RefSeq and is a predicted model, not a curated record. Bases 1 to 564 code for a protein of 187 amino acids. Lineage: Eukaryota; Metazoa; Arthropoda; Insecta; Diptera; Drosophilidae. The transcript has a single exon.
AUGGAUCCAUAUCAGAAACUCUUAUCCAUCACCAUAAUGACCAGGCAAAUACCAUUGAAUGAGAUAUUGGGUAAAUGCGAUUUGGAUCAGCAAUUGACAUUUAUCUGGGCUGAAACGAUAACCUCCAUGAAAUUACCCCUCAGGAUACCCAUCACGUUGUGGGACAAAUCUGGUCUUUCACCCGAAAGUACUAUAUCUUAUACCGGCAGUCUUAAUCAUUUUCGAACCAACCAUCGUCCUGCUAAAUUGAUUAGAGCUGGCAGUGUCAUUCUGCUAACGGAAAGUCAAAUGAAUGCUCUGACUCAAAAUGGCAAGGAGAAGGUGGGCUGUCAAUUAGCCGUCAUGGUGGGACGGACCAUUGCCGGUCACUACUUAAAGCAAAAAGCAAAGAGGAAAAGUAAGGAAAGCGAUUUAGGAAAAACUAUCAAUUGGAGGAAUGUUAAGAAAAUUUGGAAAAAAAAUAAGAAAAGAAUUGGGAAAAAUUAUGAUAAAUGGAAGGAGGAUAAGAAGGAAGUAAGGAAAGUGCCAAAAAGAAUAUCAAGAAUAGAGAACACUACGAAGUAAAAAUUCAAGAAAAUAAUUAGAAAAAAUUUAGAAUAUUAUCAAUCUAAAAAUUAAGAAUCAAGAAAUUAAGAAUAUGGAAAAUAUUUGAUGGGAAAAUUAGAAAAAAGAAGGAUCAGAAAAUAAGGAAGAAGGAUGUAUAGAAAGGCAAAUUUUUACGUUUACAAUUUUACAGAGUUCUUUGGCACAGAAUUAAAAAAAAAUAGAAAAUAAACAAAACACACUACCAUAACAAAAACUAUUCCUAUUUUUUAACUAAAAAUACCAAAAAAUAGUGGUUUAAAAUGCAGCUUGUAAAAAACUUAAUUAAAGAUCUUUCUGUAGUUAAGCAACUUAAAGGUAUUAACUGGAAUAUUAAACUCCCCUCCCAUUCUUUAAGUAUUCCUUAACCUUAAAUCAAAUUGGCUUCUAUUUCUUUUUAGAUACUUCUUUGCCAUUUUUCGCGCUCUCUCUCUCUCUUUUGGGGAAAUUAGGAAAGUGAGGAAAACAGGACAGGAUGAUGAGAGGAUGUGGCCAGGAGGAGAAAGCAAAGUGGAGAAGGCGAGAAUAGAUCUAAGGAAAGCGACACUCAAUUUGCGAAAUGCAAUAAAUUGAAUGAAAAGUGUGAAAAUGAAGAGGAGUCAUCAGCAUUGGCGACAACACUAACGACCAGAACAGAGAGAGAGAGACAGCAACAGGAGCAAGCGAGAUAGAGCGUGAUAGAGCAGAGCGCUAAGAAAGCCAGAAAAUGUAAAUGAAAAUUAAAGAAAAUUUAAUAAUAAAAACAUCAGCAUAAA